AUGACAAUAGGAAGCAGCGAUACCCACUUACCUGCACACACCACACUCGACAUCCACUGCACGCAGAGCUCCGUCAACGCUUCGACCACGUUGGUGUCAGCGCCAGUGCAAACUGUCUCCUCGUCCUCAGGCUCUACUUUCGUUUCGAGGAUCGCCAGGAGGCUAGCAGACCAAGGGCAGGUGACAGUAUGGAAGCACCACUAUCGGAAGUACAAUAAAGCAGCGGACUGGCUAGCGAACUACGCUAUGGACACAGGCAAGAGUGUGAUUUAUGGGGCUAGCGAAGAAGAGCAAGGUCACGAGCUGAGGCUAAAGGUGGAGCACUGGGCAACGGGAGACGUUCAGGAAUGGCAAAGAGGACGGAACACGGAGGGAGAGGCAUAA
Messenger RNA from Phytophthora infestans T30-4, 384 nucleotides. RefSeq lists its product as uncharacterized. Bases 1 to 384 code for a protein of 127 amino acids. NCBI's taxonomy places the organism in Eukaryota, Oomycota, Peronosporomycetes, Peronosporales, Peronosporaceae. The transcript is spliced from 2 exons. The record is from RefSeq and is a predicted model, not a curated record.